AUGGGUGUCAAACAAAUAAUACAUUAUGGAGUUGAUUUGGCGUUAGUUUCUAUGAUUUUGGCGGGUUUACGCCGCAGCACUUCGUAUGUGGUCGCAUACGAAAUGAGCGAUCUCAGAAACUACAUCAAACAGUAUUUGGACUGGGGAGAAUUCCUGUUUGAUAAACUAGCACAAAUGGCCGAAAGAAGCGCAUAUUUCAGAAAGCAAACUCCGCUCGAUAAGUUUUUGGCUGAUAAGCGUCCAGGAGACGCUUAG
This is a messenger RNA of Kluyveromyces marxianus DMKU3-1042, 255 nucleotides long. Its product is annotated as DUF1748 domain-containing protein. The transcript is spliced from 2 exons. The record is from RefSeq and is a predicted model, not a curated record. The coding region runs from base 1 to 255 and encodes 84 amino acids. Gene Ontology annotation, cellular component: cytoplasm. NCBI's taxonomy places the organism in Eukaryota, Fungi, Ascomycota, Saccharomycetes, Saccharomycetales, Saccharomycetaceae.